CUCCCUAGCACAGGGUUGGAAAUUUUGUCCUUCCUGAUCCCUGACAUCAGUCAGGAGAAGACUGGCAAAGGGUGAGGGAGGCGGCUGUCACACAUUCCAGAUACCCCUCUAUUUAAAACUCUAGGCAGGUCUGGAUGACAAUAAGCAAGCAGUCAGACCUCGCCUCGUACAAACCGUUUGGCACCCAGGAGAAUGGCUGAAAAAGAAUCCACAGCUUCCAACUUACUCAUCCCUCUUCUUCUCCUGAUUGGCUGGAUUGUGGGCUGUGUCAUAAUGGUUUAUGUGAUCUUCUCUUGACAGAAG
Molecule: messenger RNA, 303 nt
Organism: Sarcophilus harrisii (Tasmanian devil)
Lineage: Eukaryota; Metazoa; Chordata; Mammalia; Dasyuromorphia; Dasyuridae
Gene: STRIT1
Product: small transmembrane regulator of ion transport 1
Exons: 2
Coding region: 193-297 (34 amino acids)
Source: RefSeq, a predicted model, not a curated record